AACCCGCUCUCUCGCAGACACAGAGACACCUACGCGUUUUAAACUCUCACUCCGGGUGAAGGUCGUCUUUAUCCAGGCGUAACAGGCAAGCUCUGCCCGGUAAACGUUUCUGCUCCCGUACAGUAGUUAACGUUUUGUCGGACCUACUUCUCCUGCUGUCGCUGACAGGCGGUGCUUCGGUCGCUCCCAAACAUGGCCUCCAUGACGGAGCGACCGCUUCAACUUUAAUUUUUCGCCAAUUUUCAGAGCAAAACCGUCUUUUUUUCCUCCCACGAACAACGGGAAUGUUUCGUCGGAAAAUAUUAUCAUGUCAGACUUGUGAAACAGAUGUUAUCUCUCGGAGAAGUUCGCUGUUGGAUUUAAACAGAUCGGUUUAAGUUGGCUGGAAAGCUGGAGAGGAAAAAGAGAAUUGCAUCAAAUCAAAUGCCAUCUGAGGCUCAGUCUCAGGAGCCUCGGGACAGAGGACCGCCCCCUCCCGUCACCCGCGCCGGACGCAGCGCUCAGCUGGCCAAAGCCGCCGCUACUAGCCCCGCCCCUGAGAGGCGGCCUCGUGGGCGACCUCGGAAAGAUGGGAGCAGCGGCCGCUCUGCGCCUCCCACCCCACCUCCUCCACCUCCUCCUCCACCUCCCCCACCUCCCAAAUCAAGGAAGAAGGGGCGGAGUCGAGGCCGAGCCCAGGUAGAGGAUGAAGAGAGCAUGGACGCCACGGAGAAGAAGCCCCCCCAGAAGACAGAGGUGAAGGAGAAGACAACAGGACGCCGUCGGUCCACCUCCAGGAGAAAAUCCAACACAAACCCUGAACCCGACCCUGAACCCGACCCUGAACCCAGCCAGGACCGGCUCAGUCCGGAACCUGAGCCGGAUCCUGACCCCCCUCACCCUGACCCUGCAGUCCCAGAAUCCAGCCCAGAACCAGCUCUCACUGCUGAGGAGGAGGACAGAACCAGCCCUGCUCCUGCUGCCCCGCUCCCGGCCUCCAUCCCUGGACCAGCUUCCAGUCCUGGGGAAGAACCUCGUGUCAGUCCCCUGCCCCCGUCCCCAGACCGUAGCCCCAUUCACAGCCCCAGACCAGCUCCUGAUCCUGUGGAGGAGGACCGGCUCAGCCUGAGCCACAGCCCCGCCCCCAUGGAGAUGGACCGCAGUCCCAACACGGUUCCUAUGGAGACAGAAGGGGGCGGGGCCAGUCCCGCGGAGCAGAGUCCCGCCCUGAGUCCCUGCUCCAGUCCUCCGGUCUCCCCCUGCCCUCGACUGGAGGACGAGGACUCGCUGUCCCCUCUGUUCCAGCGGUGUCUGUCAGAGGACUCUGGGAGCUCGCCCACCCCCAGCCUGGGACACACCAAAAAACGUCUGAAGCAGUGUGCCUUCUGUUACCGUGGCGACGAGCCUCCUCUGGGCCAGGGCCGCCUGGUGGUGUUCGGCCCGACGCCGGGCUACAUCCCGCUCCACAUCCUCAACCGCCGCGCCUCCUCCGACCGAGACAACGACUGCCACGACCACUGUUACCGCGGCGACCAGGCACCGCCCACGUGCAGCAGUCCAGAACAAUGUGAGGAGGAGUCUUCCUCAGAGUUUGUGGAGCAGCUCGGACCCAUCGGCCUUCCACAUGACAUCGACGUCCAAUCACUGUUCGACCCCACAGGUCAGUGCUGUGCUCACCUGCAGUGUGCAGCCUGGUCAGAGGGGGUGUGUCGCGGCGAGGGCCAAUCACUGCUCUAUGUGGACAAAGCCAUCGACUCAGGAAGCACACAGGUGUGUGCGUUCUGCCGUCGGCUCGGGGCGUCGCUGCGUUGCCGGGAGACGAGCUGUGGGCGGAGCUACCACUUCCCCUGUGCUGCUGCUGCCGGAGCGCACCAGGAUUGGAACCAGAGACACACACUGUGUACAAGACACACACACACAGUGUCCUCGCAGUGUGUGUCGUGUUCGUGUGGCGGCGAUGUCGGCGGCCUGUUGAUGUGUUGUUGCUGUGGUAACUGUUACCAUGGAAGCUGCCUGGACCCCCCUCUGGCCCCCUCGCCCCUGUGCAGGGCCGGCUGGCAGUGUCCUCAGUGUCGAGUGUGUCAGAGCUGCAGGCUGCGCGGGGAUGGCGGUGUGUUGCUGGUGUGUGAGCGCUGUGAUAAAGCCUACCACACACACUGUCUUACACCACCUCUGGAUCACACACCGAGCACCGGCUGGAGUUGCAAGAACUGCAGAAUCUGCCACCGCUGUGGUAUGAGGUCAUCAGGCCAGUGGGCCAAUCACCCGUUUCUGUGCGAGUCAUGUGACCCGGCUCUUCCCUGUCCUCUCUGUGAUCGUGCCCCCGACCUCUACACACCACAGGACUAUCUGACUUGUAUCUGCUGCUAUAGGUGUGUCCAUACAGAGUGUAUUGUCCAGGCUGGGGAGGGCAGGGCGGGGUCUGAAGAUUACGUCUGCUCCACCUGCAGGCUUCAGGAGGAGGAGCUAAUCCCACACACUCCAAUCCCAUACAGUCCUACCCCGGCCUCAGCCCUCAGUCCCACACAGGCACCACCUAUUAGCAUUUCACAGCCACCAAUUCCAAGUCACACAGAUGCUCCACUCAUCAGUUGUACCGCUCACAGCCCAGUCCAGCUCAUCUGCUCAGAGCCACCACAGAGUCCUACCAAGACCCUCUGCAUACAAUCACAGCAAAGUCUUAUGCCAUCUCACCCUGAACCCACAGAGCUCCAACAUAGUCCUGCACCGUCUCACCCUGAGCCCACAGAGCUCCAACAUAGUCCUGCACCGUCUCACCCUGAGCCCACAGAGCUCCAACAUAGUCCUGCACCCUCUCACCCUGAGCCCACAGAGCUCCAACAUAGUCCUGCACCGUCUCACCCUGAGCCCACAGAGCUCCAACAUAGUCCUGCACCGUCUCACCCUGAGCCCACAGAGCUCCAACAUAGUCCUGCGCCAUCUCUCCCUGAACCCACAGAGCUCCAACGUAGUCCUGCACCACCUCUCCCUGAACCCACAGAGCUCCAACGUAGUCCUGCGCCAUCUCACCCUGAAUCCACAGAGCUCCAGCAGAGUCCUACGCCAUCUCACCCUGAACCCACAGAGCUCCAGCAUAGUCCUACGCCAUCUCACCCUGAACCCACAGAGCUCCAACAUAGUCCUGCGCCAUCUCACCCUGAACCCACAGAGCUCCAACAUAGUCCUGCGCCAUCUCACCCUGAACCCACAGAGCUCCAGCAGAGUCCUACGCCAUCUCACCCUGAACCCACAGAGCUCCAACAUAGCCUUGCGCCAUCUCACCCUGAACCCACAGAGCUCCAACAUAGUCCUGCGCCAUCUCUCCCUGAACCCACAGAGCUCAAACAUAGUCCUGCGCCAUCUCUCCCUGAACCCACAGAGCUCCAACAUAGUCCUGCGCCAUCUCACCUUGAACCCACAGAGCUCCAACAUAGUCCUGCGCCAUCUCUCCCUGAAUCCACAGAGCUCCAACAUAGUUCUGCGCCAUCUCACCCUGAACCCACUGAGCUCCAACAUAGUCCUUCGCCAUUUCACCCUGAACCCAUAGAGCUCAAACCUAGUCCUGCACCAUCUCACCUUGAACCCACAGAGCUCCAACAUAGUCCUGAGCCAUCUCACUCUGAUCCAACAGAGCUCCAACAUAGUCUUGCACCAUCUCACCCUGAUCCAACAGAGCUCCAACAUAGUCCUGCACCAUCUCACCCUGAUCCCACAGAGCCCCCACAAAUUCUUACACCAUCUCAUUCUAAUCAAAAAGAGCUCCAGCAAAGUCCACCUCACAGUGUUCCAACAGAGCAUGAAACAAGCCUUUCGCAAUCUCACCUUUAUAGUGCAGAGCCCCAACAAAGUCCCGCCCAGUCUUACCCUCAUCCUACAGAGCUCCCACAAAGUCCUGCGCCAUCUCACCCUGAUCUUGCAGAGCUCCGGGAAAGUCCUUCGUCAUCUCACCCUGGUCCAACAGAGCUCCAGGAAAGCCCUGCGUCACUUAACCUUGAUCCUACAGAACACCAGGAAAGCCACACCCCACCUCAACUUAGUCCACCAGAGCUUCCACAAAGCCCUACACAGUCUCACUCUGGUCAAACAGAACUCCAAAAAAGUCCUGUGCCAUGCCCUGCUGGUCCUGCUGAGCUGCAACAAAGCCCUACCCAUGUGACUUCCACGCAGGUUCAGCAUAGUCCUCGUCAGCUCAGUUACACCUCUUCAAGCCCUAUCCAGAAUUCCACAGAGGAUCAGUUUAUGGCCACAGAAUCUCCGCAGAGUCCAAGCCAGGGUAGUUCCAUGUCUUGUAGCCAUGCACAUUCUCCGCACAGCCCACCACCACACAGUCCAAACCAAGCAAGGCUUAGUCCUACUUGGGUUCAGCCAGGGCCUGCAGAGCCUCAGCAAAGCCCUUCACCACACAGUCCUGCGCAGGACAGCACUAAACAGAUGCAGCUUGAGAGACCAUGGAGUCCUAUGAAAAUCAUCAUCACACAGCUUCAGCACAGCCCCCCACAAAGACGACAUAGUCCUGCACAAGUCAGCACAUCACAUCCACAGAGUCCCACACAGGAUGCUGAACCUACACUGGACCAGGAGAGCCCUGGAUCAAACAGCCCUGCUCAGCAGCAAUGUGGGGCUGCACAGGACAUUUCUACACUGGACCAGGACCUCUGUAGACCAGUCUACUGUAGGUCUACCCAGACAACAAGAAGACAUGCCUCACUGAGGCCCAUUUCAGCUCCAUGUAGCCCAUCACUGGCCCCACUCAGAGCCACACAGUGUAGUCUGUCGCAACCUGCAAGCCCAGUACAUGUCUACUCUUCACAACCUGUUAGGCCUUCACAGCUUAGUCUACUUCCUUCUCAGCUUGCUACACAGUCAAGUGGCACAAAGGAAUGCACCCAAACCAGUACCAUUGAGCUGAAGUCCUUGGCGCAUAGCUCUAUUCAGAGUUCUAACAUUGAUGGCCAAACACUGGAAAGUAGCCCUAUCCCUCUUAGCCCCACCUCUGACCCGUCCUCAAUGCCCCCUGAUAGCCACAGCACAAAUUGCAAACUCCCAAACCAGCUUGGUUCUGUUCAAAGUAGCACGGUUAGCCCGGACCAUUCCAGCCCCCUUCACGUCCCUGUCAUACCCACACCAGAAAGCCUUGUUCACAUUAGCACUUCAAUGGAACACAGUAGCCUAACUUGCUCACCUUGUGCUGAUGAACCGGAGGAAAUUCCUCCCCCAGCUUGCCACAUUCAUCACAGUCCUUCUUGUGACAGCCCAUCAUGCUGCACAGAAGCUAUUGAAGGUAAAUCCAGCCCCAUACCUAUCCAAAAUAGCCCUAAACAUGCCAGUCAAAUGCCUACUAGCCCUGCCAGCUCUCUUCAGGCCUGUGCUAGCCCCAUGCCAAUGGAGACUAGCUCUGCCCAUGUCAGCCCUAUAGCUGCAGAGAUUAGCCCCUUAACACAACCAGCCAGCCCUGUAAUGCUACCAGCCAGCUACUCUGAGCAACCAAUCGACCCCUUGGCACUACCUGUUAGAUCCUCAGCACAACCAGCUAGUCCCUCAGCAGUACUGGCUACACCCAUCCACCUCAUCUCAUGUCAGGAGGAGGAGAUUGAGGUAGCUGUCGACCACCCUAGUCAUUUUAUUCAGUCAGAAACUAGUCCCAGUCAUCAUAACUCCACUCCGGACAGUCCAGUACAUACUAGCCCUACUCAUGCUAGCCCAGUCCACACAGAAGCUAACAAUGGCUACAGUCUGAUGGGCUCCAUGCAUGCUCAAGACAGAACUAGUCCCUCUGUUUGUAGUUUCACAGCGCUUGCACAGACUCAGACAAGCCAAAGUCCCACACAUCCUGGUCAGCCAAGUCCCUCACAUAUCCAAACUACCUGCAGUCCUUCACAGACUUCUCCAAUACAGACAAGCCCCCUGCCAACUCCAACUAGCUUUAGUCCUCCACACUGUAGGCAGCCUGAUGCUAGCUUAGCUAGUAGCUCUAUUAGCCACAGUCUGAGUCAUAGUGGCCAGACAAGUUCCCGCUCUGCUAACGUAAGUGAUGUUAGCUUCAUCCACAGUCCACCUAGGUCUAGUCCUGCUGGUCAAGCUAGUCCUGUUCACAUACAAAGCACCUCUAGUAGUGCCCACUCAGGCCCAGUCCAAAGACAGACUCCCUCAUUGGCUAGCACGACAUACAGCAGCUCUGCACAUGCUACUGUCACUUGUGUUAGUCCACCUCACAGUCCAGCUCAGGCCAGUGAAACAAAUUGUAGCCCCACAGGUAGCCCCCAUUAUAGCCCAGCUCCUGACACUGUAACCAGGUCUGGCCUUACUGUGGCACGGCUAAGCCCCACUUUGGCUAGUUCAAGUCUUGAGGUGGCCAGUUCCAUAAUCCAGAGCUCUGUUCUUCCCAGUGAGGUUCAGCUUGAUUCUGGCCUUGUUAAACCUACAGACAGUAUUAGACAGACGAGCCCAACACCUGCCAGUUCCCUACCCGAUGACUCAUCUGCUGUUAUCCCCAACCAGGCUAGUCUGAACCAGGUUAUCCAGUCCCUAGCUAGUCCUCUCCAUACCCCAGACAGGUCUGCUUUUGAAAGCCAACAAAGCACUGCCUCGGGAAGCCCCUUGUCUCAAAGACCAGCCACCCCUGUUGAUGCUACUUCCACUCAGGCUAGUCCAAGCCAUGCUAGCCCAGUCCAUUCUACUCCCACUCAGGAUAACACUUCGAUGCCUAGCACAAGCCACACUAGUGAAACGCCCGCUAGUCCCCCACCCUGUGCCCCCUCACAGGUUAGCCCUGCUCAUGCUCCACAAGCUCAAGCAAGCUCUAUGCUCAGUAGCCCAGAUACUAGUUUUGUUUGUGGCCCCUUGCAAUCAGGUGAUACCCAGGUUAACCCUAGUCCUUCCCCUACUGGCCCUGUGUGGCCAGAGACUAGUCCUAGUCCUGGUCCUGCUAGUCCUGUGCUGUUAGAGGCUAGUCCUGGUCCUGCUAGCCCAAUGAGGUGUGAGGCUAGCCCUGGUCCUGAUUCUGUUAGCCCUGUUCUUGCCACCUCUGGGCAGUCUGAAACCAGCCCUAGUCCUGGUCCUACUAGCCCUGUGCAGCCUGAUGCUGGUCCUGGUCCUGGAAGCCAUUCUGUUGCCAGCCCCCAGCAGCGCACACAAACAGAGAGGGAGUCUGCAGCCACAGUAGACGUCAGCAUGGCUGACGAGCAGGAGGAGAUAGUGGAACAGAGGAAGACUGAAGAGGAGGAGGAGGAAGAGACGCAGAGCGAAUCUCCACAGCAGGAGGAGGUGGAGGAGCCUCAUCAGACAACAAAGGAGAGUCCAGAAGAGGAGCAGCCUGUUGACAGGACGGAGGAAGGAGGAGAACAAGACCAGGAGGAGGAGGAUCAGCACAGCAGCUCAAACUGUCCUCCUUCAGGAGUCCAGCUGGGAUCUGUCCUGAAUGAAGACCAGCAGUCUCCUCCUCAUACUGCUGCUGCCUCCCCCCUCCUCCCACAGCCAGCUCCUCCCUCUCCCCAACCCACCACACCACACUCUGCCUUACCCCCCCAACAACCUUCCUACUCCCCACCAUCUUCACCACCUGCCUCCCCCUUCCCCUCACAACGAUCUCCUUCUCCUCUUAGAGCUGGCUCUCUGGAGGCCUCCCCCUCCUCCUCCCCUCACAAGGCUGCCUUACUCCUCUCCUGCUCCCCCCACACCCCGCCUCCUCCCUCCCCUCCUCUGGAGGACCACCCCCAGCAAGAGGAACCUACCAAUCAAAGGGAAGCCGAGACCGGGAAGGGAGCGGAGUUGGGGCUAGAGAACAAACCGCUUUCCUGUCAUGUGACAUCGCCAGAUGAUGAUAGCCAAUCACAGAGCCAGUUUGAACCUGUUGCUGCGGCAACAGAACCCACCAAAGAUAAACACCAAUCACACGCUGAGCCUUCAGAGAGGGAGGAGGAGCCUGAAACGCCAGAGCCAACGGCACCAAACGUGGCAGUUGCUCGUGAGGUGUUUGCUGGGCAACAGCCAAUGAGGGAGAAGCAGGAUGCAGAGGAGGAGGAGGAGAGAGUGACUGGUAGAAUGGAUGAAGAAGAGGUGGAGAGGGAGGGCACCGAGCAGGAGGACCAAUCCGAUGUGGAGGAGGAGGAGCCAGUGAGCCCAGUGCUGGAACUGGACCCGUCUUUAGACAUGGAGGUGAUGGAGCUGAUGACCUCCUCAUCUCCUCCCCCCUCCCUCCUGCACCUCUCCUCCCCCAGUCCUCCUUCCUUCUCCCGCCGGGGGAAGGGUCAGACUCUGAGACUUCCUCCCUGCUCCUCCAGACCUUCAGAUGACCUCUCCAUCCGUCUGAGGCAAUCUCCCUUCUCCACUGAGGCCUCUCCCGAGACCUCCCCCACCAGAGCUCCCAUGACCCCGCCUCCACUUUCCCCACCCUCACCUUGUCUCCGGUCCUCCCCCGCUGCCAGAGAGUCUCCACCUCUCUCCAAGCCCCAGGCUCUUCCCACCACUGUGCUGCCCCUCACCCCUAAAAUCGGCAUGGGGAAACCGGCCAUCUCCAAGAGGAAGUUCUCCCCCGGCAGAGCCAGGAUCAAGCAGGGUUCGUGGUGGAGUAAUCGCAGGGCGGUGAGCCCUCCCUCGUCCUCCCAGGAUUCCACGGGGGAGGGAGGGUGGGACAGCCCUAAGCCCCGUCCACCGGACUCCCCCCUCUGGAGCAUGAGAGUGGGCCGUGGUUCAGGGUUUCCAGGCAGGAGGAGGUCCAGAGGAGGAGGUCUUGGAGGAGGAAGAGGAGGGAGAGGAAGGAGCCGGCUGAAGACUCAGGACACUCUGACUGUGUCACCUGGAUGUGCGUAUGUGGAGCCGUUCCAGCCGAAGGAAGAGGAGGAGAAUUCGAUGCACAACACGGUGGUGAUGUUCUCCACCUCCGACCACUACACCCUCAGACAGGACAUGUGUGUGGUGUGUGGUAGUUUUGGUCAGGGCGCUGAAGGCAGACUGUUGGCCUGUUCUCAGUGUGGACAGUGUUACCAUCCCUACUGUGUUAACGUCAAGAUCACGCGGGUCAUCCUGACCAAAGGGUGGCGCUGUCUGGAGUGUACGGUGUGUGAGGCGUGCGGCGAGGCCAGCGACCCCGGACGACUGUUGCUAUGUGACGACUGUGACAUCAGCUACCACACCUACUGCCUGGACCCGCCCCUUCAUACAGUACCUAAAGGAGCCUGGAAGUGCAAGUGGUGUGUGUGGUGUGUCCAGUGUGGCUCCGCCUCCCCCGGGCUGCACUGUGAUUGGCAAAGUAACUACAGUCGCUGUGGGCCGUGCGGCAGUCUGAGCUGCUGUCCUCUGUGUCAGAGACCGUACACACAGGACGACCUCAUACUGCAGUGUCAGCAGUGCGACAGGUGGGUCCAUGCUGUGUGUCAGGGUCUGACUACUGAAGAUGAGGUGGAGGUGGCUGCUGAUGAAGGCUUCGACUGUUCUCUGUGCCGAACACACGGCCGCAUCUCGUACGGGAGGUCGGACAGCUUUGAGUCUCCCUACAUGGCGCAGAUCAUCUCCAGGAUCAGAGAACCGGACACAAAGACGUACACUCAGGACGGCGUGUGUUUGACGGAGUCGGGUCUGUCUCAGCUGCAGUCUCUGGUCGAACCUCUGACGUCGCCGCGCAGGUACCGCAGGUGUAAACCCAAACUGAAGCUGAGGAUCAUCAACCAGAACAGUGUGUCUGUCCUGCAAACUCCACCUGACGCCGACCCCCCCACUGAGCAUGCCCACAGCAGAGGUGACGUGGAGUGUGAGAUGAAAUCCGACUCCAGCCCAGAGCGAGACCACGCCCACGAUAAUGAUGUCACCAAGGAGCCAGAGGUUGCCGACGGCAACAAGAAGAGGAAGAGGAAACCCUACAGGCCUGGUAUCGGGGGGUUCAUGGUGCGUCAGCGUGGGGGGAAGGCCGGUCCCAGCAGAAUCAAACUGUGUAGAAAAGAUUCAGCAGAGACGCUGCUGGGCCGAGACGAAGGUGAUUGUGUGUGUCGCACAUCAGGCCUUCUGGUCGCAGACGUUUCCAUGGAGACGGCGGCCCCCGCCGACCAGACGAUGGAGAAGGUGAAGAAGAGGUACAGGAAGAAGAAGACGAAGCUGGAGGAGGCCUUCCCUUCUUAUCUCCAGGAGGCGUUCUUCGGGCGGGAUCUUCUGGACCGCAGCCGGCAGGUGGACAGGAGGCCGGGGCCAGAGACGCCAGGUGCCAGCCAAUCAGGAGCGGUGACGGGUAACGUGAAAGGCCCCGCCCCUGGAUUGCAUGGCCCCUCCCCCUCAGGCCUGCCGGUUGGCGCCAUGGCAACCAACGCCAUCAAGAAGCAGGGAGCGCUGCCCAUGUCGGAGGAAGCUCUGUUGGAUCUGUCUGACGUUCUCAACACUGAUCCUCACAUACUGGCCACAGGACACACAGGUCAGUUCCAGGUGGAGCGCUCCCCCUCUCCGUUCGCCGGUCUGGACAUCAGCUCCAUGGCUGACGACCCGUCUUUGACAGGAAGUGGUGGGCGUGGCCAGAGGACGGUGCAGGAGGAGCCCCUGGACGCCAUCUUGAGUCCUGAACUCGAUAAGAUGGUCACUGACGGUGCCAUCCUCAGCAAACUCUACAAGAUCCCAGAGCUGGAGGGGAAGGACGUGGAGGAGGUGUUCACUGCUGUUCUCAGUCCAAACAGCAGCAACAACCAAUCAGAGCGGAGCCAACACACACACGCUGCUGCUGGGAGCAAGACAAACACAGCAGCUGUGUUUCCUCGUCUUCCGCUGAUGAACGGCCUGAUGGGAGCUGCUCCUCACUUUCCCAACGCUCCCAUGAUGCCCAGCGGUGCUCAGGGUCCAGCGGGCUUUAGGAUGCCCCUUCCCGAGUGCCCCACCCCCGCUCCACUCCCUGGUCCCGCCCCCGGGCUGUCCUCUGCCAAUCAGGGGUCAGCGGGAGAGGGCGAGCAGGAUGUGAUGUCGACGGCUCAGAGAAGCAUGUUGAAGUGGGAGAAAGAAGAAACUCUGGGAGAGAUGGCCACCGUCGCUCCCGUCCUCUACUGUAACACCAACUUCCCCCAACUGAGGGAGCAGUAUCCUGACUGGUCCACCAGAGUGAAGCAGAUCGCCAAGCUGUGGAGGAAAGCCAGCUCUCAGGACAGAGCGCCCUUCGUGCAAAAAGCUCGAGAUAACCGGGCGGCUCAGCGCAUCAGCAAGGUGCAGCUGUCCAACGACCCGCUCAAACGCCACCAGCCCUCGCAGCAGCCGCCGCCCCCGGGACCUUAUGACCCCGUUUCCAUGGAGACGGAUGGGGCGUUCAAGGACCCGCUGAGGCCCAAAGAGACAGAACAGGAGCAGGAGUGGAAGUUCAGACAGGGAGAGGUAAAUGACAGAUGGGGAGCCGGUAAGAAGAGGCAGGAAAAUCUCCCCCAAAGCAAAGCCCUAAAAUCACCAACAGAUAAAGAUUGUCCCUACCAGGCAUCUGUAGCAGGAGGUGGCAAAGAGGCUCUGCAAAUGCGUCAGAAGAGUAAGCAGCUGGCGAGGAUCGAGGCGACUCAGAAGUUGGAGCAGGUGAAGAACGAGCAGCUCCUGCAGCAGAGGCAGCAGCAGCAGCUGUUAGCCGGCCAGCGCCAACUUUCCCCGGAAACCGGCAGCCGGAGCCCCGUGACGCCCGUCGCCGGGGGCAACGGCUCCCCCCUCCACCCGCCGGCUUCCAGGGAGGGUCAGUCCAGACAGCACCUCCUCCUGCAGGGGGGCCAGAGUUCAGGAUUGGCUGACGACGUCUUCCUCAGACCACAAGCCCCUCCCCCCUCCGGGUUCUCGUCUCUCCCUCACUCCCCCCACCCCUCCUCCCCUCUCCAUCAGCCCCCAUCCUCCCCCCAGAUGUUCUCCCCGCCCUCCUCCCGCCCCUCGUCGCCCUGGGACCCCUACAGUAAGGUAGCAGGAACUCCUCGCCCCACCUCCUCGCAGGCUGGCGGCCCCCCAGCUCCCCAGCAGCAGCGUCGCAACUCCCUCAGUGCCUCGCCGGCCCACGAUGCCUUUGGUUCCCCCGCACCGUCCCCAGACUCUAAAACCUCUGAUGUCUCCAGGAGCCUCGGACCGCAACCAGGCCUGCAGCAGAGCAGAGCAGCUAUGAUGAGCCCCCCCUCGGGCUCGGCCCCUGAGCAUUUAGCCAGACAUGUUUGUAUCCGAGCGACGGAGACCUACCAGAGGACUCCCCAUAACAGCAGUAACAUCCGUGUAGCGGUGUCUGAAUUGUACGGUCGGGCUGGUGAACUGGUCCAGGGCGGGGUUUUUAAAGCCCCCAUGCCCCCCCACCAUCAGCCUCAGCCAGAGAUAUUUGGCAACACAGGAGGAGGAGGAAGGAGGGACCCGGUUAGACCCACAGACCUGGGCUUUACCCUACCCCAGUCGCAGGACCUUCCCUUCCCCUCUAGUCCGCUGUCAGGGCUGAGUUCCCCGCACCGCAGCCCCUACGCCCAGACGCCCGGCACCCCCAGACCUGACUACAGCCAGCAGAUCACUGACCCCUUCACCCAGCAGUCACCUAUGACCUCCCGGCCCUCGCCUGACCCCUACGCCAACCCUCAGACCCCUGGUACACCGCGCCCUCAAUCUGACCCCACAUACCUCGCCACACCGCCGGCGCUGCGACUGGACCAGUAUAACCAGCAGUCUGCCAACCGUCGGCCGUCCCCCUCCCACCCAGCCCUCGACCCCUAUGCCUCCAACCCAGGGACGCCCCACCCCUCUGUCACAGAGCGCUUCCCUCGAUCACCAGGCAGCCAGCGGAGCACUGACCCCUACGCUCAGCAACCCUCCACGCCGCGGCCCCAGAAGGCCCCUGAUUCAUUCUGCCAGGCCUCGGUGGAGAGCUUCAAUCCUCAGCCCGCAGGAUCCGGUUCAUCUCCUUUGGCUCCAGGACCGUCUGGAGAAACGGCGGCCUUCACUCCGACACACAACCAGUUGCAGCAGUCUCCAGGAAGACAACAAAUGCAGGAUUCAUUUCCCAGAACCCCCAGCAACCAGACCCCAAAGCACUCUGGGAUUUCAGAGGAGAGCGGCUUCUCUGGCUUGGCCAGUCAGACUCCUGGUCACGACCCCUUCGAGCAGGGUCACAUGACACCAGGCCCCUCGCAGACGGACAAGACGACCAAUGAAAUGGCAGCGCUGGCCGUGGCUUCUUUAGAUGGACCAAUAAGCAUGCUGCCUCAGCUUGGCGACUCAGAGGAGAAGCUGAGACAGCGCCAGCGGCUCCGGCAGCUCAUCCUGAGGCAGCAGCAGCAGAAGAGUGCGUUACGGCAGGAGAAAGGUCUGCAGGAGGCAGCUUCUGGACCCGCGGUACCCCCUGCUGCUGCACCUGGACCCACCCCUGGUUCUGCCACACCGCGUCACUGGUCCCAGGAGGACUCCUCCGCUGCUCCUCCAGCAGACCUGUUUGGACGUCCACCACCCCCUUACCCUGGCACAGUGAGGCCUGGUGGGGCGGGGGGGGCUCCGGCCCCGAGGUUCCCUGGAGGUUUCCCAGGGGAGCAGCAGAGGGGCUUCACCCCCACCGAGACUCCCUUCCCCAGGCAGAGCCUCCCCAGAGAGCUGGUGCUCCGAGGGCCGGUCCUGAGGUUCAGUGUUCCUCCAGGAGCUCAUGCGGGUUUCCAGGACUCCUUCUUGCGUCCUCCCCAGGGAUCGGUGCCUGGCUCUGGGCUCAGUGUGGUGGAGGGAGUCCCCGUCCAAAUGAGGAGGCCGAUGCCCGGGGAGUUCACCGGCAUCCGACCCCUCCCCGCUCCCAGCGCUCCCCCACACAUGCUGCCAGGUGUCCCCCAGCCCUUCCUCCCGCGCUCCCUCCCCCUCCAGCAGCACAGCAUCAUGGGACAGCCCUACAUCGAGCUUCGACACCGCGCCCCUGAACACCGCCUGAGGCUGCCCUUCCCUCUGCCGGCCUCCCCGGACCCCUCUGCCCCGCUGCUGCACCCCAGAGACCCCCAGGCGUCUCAGGUCAGACCCGGACAGGGGUCCAGAACGGUUGAGGCGCCGCUGGGCCAGCAGAUGGUGAUGGAACAGCUGAACCAGCAGCAUCAGCAGCACCUCGUCCACACAGCGGCGCUGACACAGAGCGGCGAGUCGGCACUGCCGGGGGCUGAUGGGAUAGAGGAGCACCUGGAGGGGGAGGACUCGGCCGUGAAGGAUCUGGAGGACGUGGAGGUGAAAGAUCUGGUCGACCUGAACCUGAACCUCGACCCUGAAGACGGUAAAGAGGACCUGGAUCUGGGUCCUAAUGACCUCCACGACUUCCUGCUGUCGGGGAAGUUUGACCUGAUCGCCUACGCUGAUCCCGAGCUCAAUCUGGAGGACAAGAAGGACAUGUUCAACGAGGAGCUGGACCUGGGGGAGCCGGUGGAGGAGAAGGAGGGUGGAGAGGAGGGAGGGAUCCAGCGGGUCCAGAAAGACAGAGAGCCACACCUGCUUGAUAGGCCAGGUCAAACAGGAAGUGCAGGACAGCAUCAAGACAGAAGCGAGGGACGGCCCCUCUGCACCCCAGUACCCUGCAUCACAGCCUGGGGUCAUCACCACCAGCAGACCCCCAGGAGCCCCAGGGGCCGAGGCAGCGGGCUCCAGCCAGCCCGGCUCCUCUGCUCUCCUCACCAAGGAGAGUGUCGAAGACUCUGGCUCCGCUUCAGGGGCCUUGCCAGCUCUCCAGACCCAGGAACAGGCUCCGUCGUCGGGCUUGGCAUCCAGGGUUCACCUCCCCAUGGCUGGAGGUCAACAGGUCUUCCAGCAGCAGCAGAGACCGUUUGGACCCUCCCCUCAGCUCUCUUCACCCCCACCCUCGCGGUCUCCCAGUGUCCCCCACCCCAGUCUGACUCCUCAGGGCCCCCUGCCCCGCCUCACCAGUUGUCCCUCCAACCCUCCCAGCCUCGCCUCCUCCUCAACCCCCAGACCCAGCUUCCGCACCCGGGGUCCUCCACCCAGACCCAGAGCCAGUCCGUCUUCACCCAGAACCAGGACCAGGACCAGAACAAGCACAGGCCUCUGCUCCUUGAGGAGCAGCCGCUCCUCCUGCAGGAGCUGCUGGACCAGGAGCGCCAGGAGCAGCAGCAGCAGAAACAGAUGCAGGCCCUGAUCAGACAUCAGUCCGCCCCAGACUCUCUGUUACCCAACAUGGCAGACUUUGACUCCAUCUCUGACCCCAUCAUGAAGGCCAAGAUGGUGGCUCUGAAGGGCAUCAACAAGGUCGUGACCCAGGGCAACCUGGGACUCAACCCCAUGGUCAUCAACAGGUUCCAGCAGGCUCCGGGGGCCCCGGUGGCUCCGGUGGCUCCGGUGGCUGUGGCGGCUCCAGUGGCCCCGGGUCCAGAGGGGACUCCUCAGCCUCCACACCUGGUGGAACAGGACGGGAAGUUGAACCCCCAGCUGGUGCGACCCAACCCCCCCAACUUCGGCCCGGGCUUCGUCAACGAGUCUCAGCGGCGGCAGUACGAGGAGUGGCUGGGGGAGACGCAGCAGCUCCUGCAGAUGCAGCAGCGCCUCCUGGAGGACCAGAUCGCCGCUCACCGCAAGACCAAGAAAUCUCUGUCGGCCAAACAGAGAACAGCCAAGAAGGCCGGCCGCCCCUUCGCCGAGGAGGACGCCGCCCAGCUCCGCCACAUCGCAGAGCAGCAGGGGGCGGUCCAGAAACAGCUGGAGCAGAUCCGGAAGCAGCAGAAGGAUCACGCGGAGCUGAUCGAGGACUACAGGACCAAGCAGCAGCAGCAGAGAGCUCUGCAGCAGCAGCAGCAACCGGCGGCCCCCCCCAUGAUGGCUGCAGGAGCACCCCCCAUCCCCCAGACCCUCCUCUCCCAGCCCAUGGUGUCCAUGCAGCCCCACGCGGGCAGCCCCGCGCCGGCCCAUGUCUCUAACGUGCCCUCUGGUUGGACCCCGGGGGGCGGGGCCCCGGGGGUGAUGGGGCAGAGGAUGCCACCUCAUCUGCCCCCUCAGAUGCCCCCCACCCUGCCUAACGCCCCCCAGGCUCCCCCACACACCCAGACCCCCCCGGCCAUGGUUCCCGGUCUCGCUGCUCCCACAGCGGGCUUCACUGCAGGCCCCCGGGGCCCCGCUGGAGGCCCCAAUGGAGCGGCGGGGGAUGGAGCCGCCCCCUCUCAUCAGGUGAAGUUUGACGACAACAACCCGUUCAGCGAGGGUUUCCAGGAAAGAGAGAGGAGGGAGAGGCUGAGGGAGCAGCAGGAGAGGCAGAGAGUUCAGCUCAUGCAGGAGGUGGAGCGUCAUUGCGCCCUGCAGCAGAGACUGCAGCUGGAGCAGCAAGGCCUCCUGGGAGCCUCCUCGGGUCCUGGAGCUGGAGUAGCAGCCAUGCCCACAUCUGGAGCUCUAUCAGGGACUCGAGUCGGGCAAACACCGGGACCUGGAGGUCCUGCUGGGUCAGCACCCGCCCCCGGAGGGGACAGUCUUUCCCAGAUGCCCUUCUUCAGCUCUGAGCUGCCCCAGGACUUCCUGCAGUCCCCCCAAACCUCCAGACCUCCCCCACAGCACCAGGGCCAGGCGGGGGCGCCAUUCCCCCAGCAUGCAGGCCUCCACCAGGGCUUCACAGGAGGACCCCUGCACCCCGGAGCUCACCCAUCUCCAGGUCUGCUGCCCGGGGCCGCAGCAGAGCGGGGCAGGGUCCCGUCUGAGCACGGGCCCCCCGUGGAUUUAGCUCCUUCCAACCUCCAGACCAGACCGAGGCUCUCAGGCCCCACCGGGCCCUCAGCCCAGGGGCAGGUGCGGCCAGCUGGGACAGGAGCAGCAGGAAUGACCCCCUCCCAUCCUGGAGGUCAGGCUCAUCGAUUUGGACACGACUCCUCCUCUUCCUCCCCCUCUACCCCCUUUCCCCCCUCCUUCCCCUGCUCCUCCUCUGGAGGCCCCGCCUCCCUCAUCCAGCUCUACUCUGACAUCAUCCCCGACGACAAACCAAAGAAGAAGAGGAGCAGGAAGAGGGACGGAGACGACGCCGCGGGCAGAGGAGGAGCCAGGACGCCGUUGUCCUCGCACUCCGAUGACAUCACAGCUCCGCCCACUCCGGCUGUCUCGGACACUUCCUGCUCCACGCCCACUCGGGGCAGCAUGGACCAAUCAGAUCUGUCGUUCUCUCUCAGCUCCUCCCUCUGUGGUCUGGCUCCGUCGUCGGAGUUGGAGAGGCAGCUGUCCGUCAUCUCUGCAGCCCAGCAGAGAGGCUCCGUCCUGGGCAUGGACUCUCUGAGAGGUCCCCUGUCUGCAGCUCGUCUGGAGGUCAAGGAGGAGCGUGAGGAGGGAGGAGCGUGCGGAGGAGGCGUGGUGAAGAUGGAGGAGGGCGGGGGUGAGAGAUUGUUCUCCCCCUCUCCUCUCCACGGGGGAGGGAAAGACGGAGACGGGGGAAAGGAGCUGCUCAGGCACCUGUUGAAGGACAAGACCUCCCCGGCCACCACGCCGUCACCCACCGGCCAGGCCCCGCCCACCGCCCGCCGCCAGCUGUCCAAUGAGAGCGUCCGGUCCGAGGAGGAGGACCGGCCUGGUUCCCAUGGCAAUGUGGUGACGACGGACAGUCCGGGUCCGGAUCUCCUGGACUCCUCCGGCAGGAAGAAGACUCAGCGCUGUAAGAGACUCACUCGGCCGGAGAAAGACAGAGCUCCUCCCAAAAGCAAGAGGAGGAAGAGAGAGGAGGAGGAGAAGACGCUCCGCUCCUCCAGCACCUCCUCUGACACGCUGAUGACACACCUCACACAGCUGUCCGUGCUGCCCCUCAUGGAGCCGGUUCUGGGGGUGGAUCUGGGUCUGUUCCCCCCGUACGGCAGCUCCUCUCUGGGCAGAGACUCCAGACUGACGGGCUCCUUCGGUAACGCCUGCCUGGACGGAGUCACCGACUACUACUCCCAGCUCAUAUACAAGAACAACCUCAGUAACCCCACGCCUCCCGCCUCCCUGCCCCCCACGCCCCCGCCUGUCGCCAGGCAGAAACUGGUGAACGGCUUCGCCACGACGGAGGAGCUGUCCAGGAAGGACAUCACCGAGCAGGACGUUAAAGGUGUGAAGCAGAAGGGGGAGGGGCUUCUGGCUCUAAACCACGCCUCAAAGACUGUGGAUGUACCCGCCUCCCUGCCGACCCCGCCCCACAACAACCAGGAAGAGCUCAGGGUCCAGGACUCGUCGGAGCGCGACAGCCCGGACGGCUUCGUCCCGUCGUCGUCUCCAGAGAGCGUGGCCGACAUGGAGGUCAGCAGGUACCCCGACCUCUCCUUCAUCAAACUGGAGCCGCCCUCGCCCUGCCCGUCGCCUACAAUACCCAUCAUGCCCUGCGCCUGGGGAAAAGGCUCUGCAGUGAAACAGGAAGUGAAGUCGGAGCCUAACCACCAGGCUCCUCCCUCCUGCACUAACACAGACCUGGUUACCAUAGCGAUAACCCUGAACCCUGUCGCAGCUCAGAACGUUGCCGACGUGAUGGCGGCGAUGGCGAAGCUGCUGCAGGUCCCCGUCCCCGCCGACUACCAGCUGAGCCGACCCGCGGGCCCCGAGCGCAGCUCUCUGGCCCUGCUGGCCGGAGUCCGAGUGCCGCUGACGCAGAGUUCAACAGGCGGCAGACAGCAGAGACCUCCACCUGCUGCUGGGAACGCUGGUGUCAGAAUGGACUACAUCCAACAUGGCGGCCCUGCUGCUGCUGCAGCCAGGCCUCAGUGUUGCAGCUGCUGCAAGGUGCUGCUGGGAAACGGAGUCCGUAUCAUCAAGGAGCUCAAACAGGAGGGUCAGUCCAGACCAGGAUCCAGCCUGGUGUUCUGCAGUCCAAACUGUUCUGCACUCUACACAUCUGACCUACAGAACAGAACAGCUGGAAACAAGUCUGCAGACCCCGUCCUGCUGUCCGGCUCUGAGUGCCCCCCUCCCAGCAGAGUGCAGCACCAGUACACCAACAACAUGUCUUCCAUCGCUGUCCACUCCCUCCUCCACACUCCCUCCGCACCUCCCCCCACCUCCUCUUCCCCACCACUCUCCUUCCCCCCUGCCUCCGCUAUCACCAUGGAGACCAGGCCCCGCAUUGACAGCCUCAAGGUGAAGGUGAAGUUGAAGCCCCGCCCCCGGGCGGUCCCAGGUGGAGAGGACUCGAUGUCGUCUCGCCACGGGAAGAGGAUGAAGAGUUCCCGCUGGAGACGCUGGAGCUUUAGUAUUACGCUGAGCAGGGGCCCUUGCAUCCCUAACGAGGCGGUUGCCAUGCCAACAGAGGAGGAAGUGGAUGUGCUGCUGAAGAAGUUGGGGGCGUGUCUUCGUCCUGACCCGUCACCCAAAGACCAACGGAGGUGCUGCUUCUGUAACCAGCAGGGAGACGGACAGACGGACGGACCAGCCAGACUGCUGAACCUGGACCUGGACCUGUGGGUCCACCUGAACUGUGCUCUGUGGUCCAGUGAGGUGUAUGAGACUCAGGCCGGAGCUCUGAUCAACGUGGAGCUGGCUCUGAGACGAGGUCUGAGUCUACGCUGCGCUCACUGCCAGCAGACCGGAGCCACGAGCGGCUGCAACCGCCUCCGCUGCACCAACACCUACCACUUCACCUGCGCACUGCAGGCCCACUGCACCUUCUUCAAGGUACCACACUGUGACACACACACACUUGGGGACAGGUCCUCCAGCUGCUGACCUCCGGCGAUGGCGACCCCUGUGGCGAUGGCGGCCUGUGACCCGUACGACACGGAGCUGCGGUGCUUUGCCGUGUUCCGCCGGGUGUUUGUGCAGCGGGACGAGGCGCGGCAGAUCGCCGCCGUGGUGCAGCGCGGCGAUCGGCAGCACACCUUCCGGGUCGGCAGCCUGCUGUUCCGUGCCAUCGGCAGGCUCCUCCCACAGCAGAUGAACGCCUUCCACAACAAGACCUCCAUCUUCCCCAUCGGUUACCAGGCCAACCGCAUCUACUGGAGCAUGCGCCACAGCAACAGACGCUGUAAGUACAUGUGCUCCGUCGAGGAGCAGGAGGGCCAGCCGCUGUUUAAAGUGAAGGUGGUGGAGAAGGGCUACGAAGACCUCGUCCUGACCGGAGCGACACCUAAAGCUGUGUGGGACCAGAUACUGGAACCAGUAUCACAGAUGCGAUCCUCCAGUGGGACUCUGAAGCUCUUCCCAGUUUACCUGAAAGGAGAAGAUCUGUUUGGUCUGACCACGUCUGCAGUGACCCGGAUCAUCGAGUCUUUGCCAGGUGUGGAGAUCUGCGAGCGUUACAGCUUCCGUUACGGCAGGAACCCUCUGAUGGAGUGGCCUCUGGCCUUCAACCCGUCCGGCUCAGCCCGCUCUGAACCCAAAGCCUGCCAGGCCAAGAGACCGAACCUGUUGACCAGCAUCGCUCCCAGGUGUCAGGGCUCGGUGGGCUCCAUCGUGGGUCUCGUGCCCGGCGUCAUCUCUCUGUCUCCGGGCGAGUCUGUGGCCGGAGCCCACCAGGGCCGCCACUCCAAGUCGUCCCAGUACCGACGCAUGAAGGCCGACUGGAAGACCAACGUCUACCUGGCCCGCUCUCGCAUCCAGGGUCUGGGUCUGUACGCUGCCAGAGACAUCGAGAAAUGCACCAUGGUCAUCGAGUACAUCGGCACCAUCAUCAGGAGUGAAGUCGCCAAUCGCAAGGAGAGGCUGUACGAGUCACAGAACCGCGGUGUGUACAUGUUCCGGAUCGACAACGACUUCGUGAUCGACGCCACCAUCACUGGAGGACCGGCCAGGUACAUCAACCACUCGUGUGCUCCCAACUGCAUCACGGAGGUGGUCACUGUGGAGAAGGAGAACAAGAUCAUCAUCAGCUCCUGCAGACGCAUCCAGAGAGGAGAAGAGCUGUCUUAUGACUACAAGUUCGACCUGGAGGACGAUCAACAUAAGAUCCCGUGUCACUGUGGAGCCGUCAACUGCCGCAAAUGGAUGAACUGAACAGACAGCUGCCUGUCUCUCUCUCUGUCUCUCUCUCUGUCUCUCUCUCUGUCUGUCUCUCUGCCUGUCUCUCUCUCUUUCUGUCUCUUUCUGUCUGUCUCUCUCUGUCUCUCUCUCUGUCUCUGUCUCUCUCUCUGUCUGUCUCUCUCUCUUUCUGUCUCUUUCUGUCUGUCUCUCUCUGUCUCUCUCUCUGUCUCUGUCUCUCUCUCUGUCUGUCUCUCUCUCUGCCUGUCUCUCUGUCUGUCUCUCUCUCUCUCUCUCUCUCUCUCGGUGCUGAAGCUGGAUGUUGAUCGCCCGUCACUCUGUGGGCGGAGCUACACUUCAUAUCAGAAGUCAAUAUAUUAAUAAUAAUGAAGCUGAUCGCAGAUUUGAUCAGAGAUAAUAAUGAUGAUGUGGGUUUGAUUGACAGACGAGGGGGCGGGGUUAUAUAUCAGUGUGGGCGGGGCAAUGGACAGGGUGAUUGAUUGCCAUGUGGGGGCGGGGCUUAUGACGAGGCUGGUCCUCUGUGUGUAUAUUGGGUGUAAAAACGACCACAGAUGUAAAUGUGAGUGUAAACGCCUCCUCAGAGGAGCUUCAUUAACUUGCACUAAAAAAACACAAAACUACAAAAACAGAGAAAUUUCCAGAGAAGCAUACUUGAUUCCUCCUCCUCCCUGCGUUUUUGUUAAUUUCCUGUAAAAUAAGAGAUUUUGUUUCUUUUUGUAUUUAUUACUGAAUGAAGCUAUUUUCUAAAUCCACGGUGAGUUCAAGGUCCGGAGUCGCAGUGUGUAAAUAUCUGUAUCAUAAAUUUAAAAAAACAAAGUGUUUAGAGAUCACUCCGCCGUGAGUUACCUUAACAUCCUCAUCCUCACCGUCAUCACCUGCGAUCAGAGCGCUCUUCUGUUUGAGUUUUAAAUAAAGUUUCACUGUUUCUGCUUCCUGUCCCGGCGCUGGAGGCGGUGCGUCCUGAUUGGACAAAGACUAGAUGCUUCCUGAGCGUCGGGCAGGUUUCACUGCGGCCUUCAUCUGACUUCAGUUUCUUUGUGUGUUUUUUUUCACCCAGCGUUUCGGCUGCAGGCGUCUGUGUUUUUGGUUUUUCACUUUGUGUUGUGGAGUUCAGAGUCCUGCUGCCGUGUACAUAUGAGGUUUUAUCAGGACUCUGCUGAUGUGUACAGUUUGACGACAUAAAGCCUCGUUUUUGUUUUUUAUUAUUGGACGCAAACAGAGUGUGAUGAUGAUGAUGAGGAAGAUGUUUCUGUUUUUUUGUUUUUGGGAAAAAUGUGGAAUCUGAUUUAGAAUCAUUUACAGAAAAUAAAAUAUUUUACAUCUUGAAGAAA
Messenger RNA from Siniperca chuatsi (mandarin fish), 22145 nucleotides. It is a transcript of the gene kmt2ca, whose product is annotated as lysine (K)-specific methyltransferase 2Ca. Lineage: Eukaryota; Metazoa; Chordata; Actinopteri; Centrarchiformes; Sinipercidae. Gene Ontology annotation, molecular function: histone H3K4 methyltransferase activity; histone binding; transcription coactivator activity. Gene Ontology annotation, cellular component: MLL3/4 complex; nucleus. Gene Ontology annotation, biological process: positive regulation of transcription by RNA polymerase II. The record is from RefSeq and is a predicted model, not a curated record.